UUUACUCUCGUUAGAGUGUUCAAGGAAUGCUUCUUUGGGACUCAACCCGUCGGGAAGUUUUUGUCAGUGGAGCUGAGCCCUAUGCCGCCUGCUUUACAAUCUCUCAACAACGUGUGCCCCUCCUCCCCCAGGGUCUGGGGGAAUUCUUUGGAGAGAAAAUCAGGAAAUUACUUAUCAUUCGGAACCAGUGGAGAGUUAUGAGUGCCUGCCUGAUGACAUGAAGGGCUUUUGAACCAAAGCGUCACAUCUGCACGCACUAUAAUUCAAAGGCUUCAGAAACUGAAAAGUCUUGGGAGCCAUAGCCAAAGAUGUUUGUCUUGCUCUAUGUUACAAGUUUUGUCAUCUGGGCAAGUGGACAACAUCGGGGUAAUCAGUUCAAAGGAGAAAGUCACUCCCCGAGGUAUAUCUGUAGCAUACCUGGUUUGCCUGGGCCUCCUGGUCCCCCAGGAGCUAAUGGAUCACCUGGGCCCCACGGUCGUAUUGGCCUUCCAGGAAGAGAUGGUAGAGAUGGCAGGAAAGGUGAAAAAGGUGAAAAGGGGACUGCAGGUUUAAGAGGAAAAGCUGGACCAAUAGGACCAGCUGGAGAGAAAGGAGACCAAGGAGAGACUGGUAAAAAAGGACCUACGGGACCAGGUGGAGACAAAGGAGAUGUAGGUCCAAUUGGACUUCCUGGACCAAAGGGAGAUCGAGGAGAUCAAGGUGAUCGAGGGGCACCUGGUGUCUGCAGGUGUGGGAGCAUAGUGCUCAAAUCUGCUUUUUCUGUUGGCAUUACCACCAGUUACCCAGAAGAAAGAUUACCCAUUGUGUUCAACAAGGUCCUUUUCAAUGAAGGGGAGCACUACAAUCCCUCAACAGGAAAGUUCAUAUGUGCAUUUCCAGGAAUCUAUUAUUUCUCUUAUGAUAUCACAUUAGCCAAUAAACAUCUGGCAAUUGGGCUGGUACACAAUGGGCAAUUCAAGAUAAAAACUUUUGAUGCUAACACAGGGAACCAUGAUGUGGCCUCUGGAUCCACAGUGAUCUACCUUCAACCAGAAGAUGAGGUAUGGCUUGAGAUCUUCUUCACAGACCAAAAUGGCCUUUUCUCAGAUCCAAGUUGGGCAGACAGUUUAUUUUCUGGAUUUCUCUUAUAUGUUGACACAGACUACCUUGACUCCUUAUCUGAAGAGGAUGAACUAUGAAAGUAGUUAACAAUCCAGAAAUUUCCCUCCCUCAUUAUACAGACUGACAUUGGAUCUGAUCUGGGAGCCAAAGAUGGCGGAUGGACCAGCACUGCUAUGAUCUGAAUUAACUGCCAGCCAGAUUCUAAAGGGAACGAUGGAUGUUUUCAACAGAAUCCAUUGAAGCAAGAUGCUGCACCAAACAGCUGGGACCACACAGAAUGAAUUAUGUAAAACAAUAACCCCAGAUAUGAAUUCCCUUGAAAGCAAUGUUCAUAAAUAUUUAAACAAAUUAAAGAUAAUGUCAACAAAUUUUAUAUUAAAUACAUUGAGUGAUAAAACCAGCUGGCAGUAGUAUUGUCUUAUUAAGCUUGUUGGAAUUACUUGUUUUUAUCAGUUAUUUAAAAGAAUCAUAACAUACAGUGUAAUGUCUUGGGUAAUUCUCAGAAGGAAAAAAAUGCAUGUCAAAAACAAAAGAUAAGAGACACGAAGCAUUUUCUGCAAUGCAAAGCAGCAAGUUAAAAACUGCUGGUACAGAGACUGCUGAGCUCUACUAUAAAGUCUAGUGGGAGGAAGAAUGUCUCACCAUUUUGUCUUCCCUCAUUUACCCCAACUAAAACCAGCAUCUCUACCUUGCAUGCAGUGAGGUAUUAGGAUCCGGGACUCAGGGGGAAGUAUGAUGAAUUUCCAAACUGCUUUGACAUGAAGUAGCCACUGCACCUGUUUUCCCUGAGAUUUCUUACAAAUAAAGGCAACCUUCCAACUUAGUAAUUCUUCCUCUGUGUUAACUUAGGUCUUCAACUCAACCCUAAGCAAAGUCUACCAGCUUAAUAAAAAUCCUCUAUCAGUCAUAUGCUUUUUUCCUUCUGCUCUUUUUUCACUGCCAGAAUCUCUCUCUACACCAUUCCCCUGCGAUCUCCAGCCAAUCGGGUCAAUAAUUUUCCACCACUACUCUCUUGGACCACAUUAAUGGAGUUUCCAUUUUUCCCCUCUUCUGGCAAUAUCUUGUGAUAUUCAGCUGCCUCACCUACUUCCCUUCUAUUCAUCAGUUCCA
Molecule: messenger RNA, 2211 nt
Organism: Dromiciops gliroides (monito del monte)
Lineage: Eukaryota; Metazoa; Chordata; Mammalia; Microbiotheria; Microbiotheriidae
Gene: C1QTNF7
Product: C1q and TNF related 7
Exons: 3
Coding region: 309-1178 (289 amino acids)
Molecular function (GO): protein binding
Source: RefSeq, a predicted model, not a curated record